Messenger RNA from Gymnodraco acuticeps, 3526 nucleotides. RefSeq names its product zinc finger MYM-type protein 1-like. The coding region runs from base 1701 to 2996 and encodes 431 amino acids. The record is from RefSeq and is a predicted model, not a curated record. Lineage: Eukaryota; Metazoa; Chordata; Actinopteri; Perciformes; Bathydraconidae. The transcript has 2 exons. Gene Ontology annotation, molecular function: protein dimerization activity.
CGAGACUUCUCUGAAUGCGGCCAACGAAUGCAGCCUACUUUUCCCCAAUUUGAAGGAUACAUCUGAUGUACACUCCGCGGCCUACCAUAUCCCAGGGUGCAAUGCGCGCAGGGAAGAGAGAGUUUUUUUCAAAUGAAAUGGCUUCCGGUCUCCCCAGCAGAGUGGAUUUAAAAGCAGCAGCAUGCGGAGGAAUCACUAAUAAAUGACAAUUCUGGAGAAAUUGAUCUGCUGGAGAAGGACUCCUAACCCCAGCGGAUCAUCAGGACAGAGCUGCCAUCCAGCUGGACACCCCUUGGUGCCAGGGGUGGCGGGUACUGUAGGCUAGGGAAGGCUAAGCCUUCCCAAAUAUUUUUGUCACUGCAUCCUGGUAAAAUUUUAAUAUAAUGUAUGUCUUUGAUUCUUUGACAUUAGCGCUGCUAUGCAGCCACCGGACGGCGUGCAGUUGCACGCGCAGGUAUCUUUGUGUCAAGUGGGCUUCGCUGUCGGAUCGUGAUGUGAUUGGCCAACCCCUCUGUGGCCAAUCACAUCACGAUCCGACCGUGAAGCCCGCUAAUUUCAAAUGCAAAAUUAGCUACUGUAUAGUAUAGUGUACAUUGGCGGUCGAAAAUGGAUAUACAGACUUUUUUCAAGGCAAACAUUACAACUAAUCCCGAUGCCACGACGAACACCUGGAAAGAUAAGGUUACAACGAAGCCGGGCAGUGCCUGGGGCAAGCCGGGAAUCGAGCCGGGAGCAGCGGGACGCGAGCCGGGAGCCGAGCCGGUAGCGGCAGGAGGCAAGCCGGGCGCUGCGGGAGGCAAGCCGGGAGAGAUGGGAGCAGCCCAGCCAGUCAGUACUCUGCCUCUGAGUCUGACCUACGUUAGUCCUACUGCCGCCGCUACUGACUUGGGAGACAGAGAAAGCGGCCCAUCUCAGCCCAUCCUGCCGGACUACCCAAAAAUGGUUUUCAGGAAACAGAGAAGAUCGUUUUCAUCUGAGUACUACAAGACCUACACUUUUGUAGAAUACUGCAAAGAGGCAGACGCUAUGUUCUGUUUUCCAUGCAGGCAAUUCCAGUGCAGCAGCGGCUACAGAGAUUCUGCCUUUUUAACUAACAGUGUACGGGAUUGGAAGAAUGUCUUGCUAAAAUUACAACGACUUGCGGAAUGUGGAUCACAUCGGCAGUGCAUGGAGCUGUGGCAAGGCUAUGUAGCAUCUAAAACCACUGGUUCUGUCGCUGCCCAGUUGAGUGGCUCUCACAGAGCAAUUGUUAAGUGUAACAGGGAAUAUGCAGCCGAUAUUGUGGAUAUGGUGCUUUAUCUAGGCAAACAGGGGCUUCCUCUACGAGGGCAUGAUGAACGGGAGAGCUCUUCGAAUCGAGGACACUUUUUGGAGCUAUGCAAAUGGUUCUCAAAGCGCAACACUGUUUUCAGUUCCAGGUUAAAUGGCCCAUUCAACCUUACAAGCCAUGACACUCAAAAUGAACUGUUGGAAAUAGCAGCGAAACAAGUACAAAACAUCAUCAUUCGUAGCAUUGAGGAUAACGGAUUUUACACUAUUCUUGUGGAUGAGGCACGUUCAUUUAAGCAGGAGCAAAUGACAGUGUGCGUCAGAUAAGCAGAGGGACUGGAAAUCAAAGAGCGAUUCCUUGGAUUUGUGGAUUGUUCAGAAGGGGCAGACGCAGAGGCACUAUUCUGCCAAAUCAAGCAGUUUCUGGAGCAAUGCGGACUGUACCGUUUACCAAUUGUGGCACAGGGUUACGAUGGGGAAGCCGCCAUGUUAAUGGUGUUCAAACAAAACUACGCCAGGAUCACCCGUCGGCUAUUUACAUCCAUUGCAUGGCCCACAAAUUGAACCUUGUUUUGGUGGAUGCGUGUAAGUCUAAUCACACAGCAAUGGGGUUUUUUCUCACCCUUGAGAGUCUGUACACCUUCUUCGCCCAACCAGGAACUCAUCAUGCAUACAAACAGCGUCAAAAUGAGCUGGGUGUUAAAGCGGAGCUUACAGCACUGAGCGACACAAGGUGGGCUUGUAGGUGGAAAAACGUGUCUGCUGUAAAAGACUCUAUGGAGGCCCUGAUCUCCACCUUGUCCGAACUGUCGGUGCCACCGUAUCGCAGAUUUGUUGAGGCGUCUGGUCUGUUAAAUGCUGUGAGAAGUGCAGAUUUCUGCGUGAGUCUGAUUAUUUUCCAUCAGUUACUCAGCAAGGUGCAUGUCACACACAAGGCACUUCAAGGGAAAGAGACAAUCCUGUCUAAGGCUGCAAGUGUCAUUGAGUCCAUGAUGAAAUGCUUUGAAAACAUGAGGGCAACAAGUCAAAAGUGUGAGGACAUCUGGAUUGAAAUCCAAGCAUUCUGUCAGUCAGUUGGCGUAUGCAUUGAAGAGAAUGACGAGAGACCGUGCAAGAGGCCUGUCAAACAACCGUCUGCUCUCGACUGUGCAUUUGUCACCAGCACCCUUGGCCAAAGAGAGUACCAAACAAGCACAGACAAAAACAGCUUGAAAAAUAAAUGGGCAAUUCAGCUCUACUAUCCUGUGCUGGAUACACUUCUAGGUGAGUGUUCAACACGGUUUUCACCGCAGUCAAUGGCCAUUGCAGAAAGUGUGGAUGCAGUGUUUAAAUGUGACUUCAGAGGAGCAGAGAGCCUUCUCAGCCAAUACGCAAGCCUCCUCUCCAUCAACCCAAAACUUGCACUGACUGAGAUGACAAUGGUGACAACAAAACUCCCAAGCGUAUCGGUUGAAAAUAUAAAAAAGGAACUUGCCACUGGACAUUAUCCUAACUUCAUAAAGCUGUUUUGCCUGGCUCUCUCGUUACCCGUUGGCACUGCAACAUGUGAGAGAUCGUUCUCAACAAUGCAGCGUAUCCGAAACUGGCUCAGAACAACGAUGCAUCAGGAGAGGUUGACAACACUGAGCCUGCUUCACAUUGAGAGCAACCUCACAGAGAAAAUCAAAGCAGAGGACAUUAUUGACGCCUAUGAUGCCACGGCGAAGCGUUGCAUAUUGCUCCAUUAAGGUAGGACAAUGUUAUAAGCUGCCAAGUAUUGAUAUUGACACUGUUUAUUGUUUAAAAAAGUUAAUGUUAAAAAUAAAUAAAUACAUGGACAGAUACAAGGAAUAAAGCAGCAACCUCUACUGAUAAACAAUACAAAUAAAAAGCUUAUACGGCACCGGGCAGGGGUAGACAUUAAGGGUAAAAAUCUAUUUUCAUUAUCAAUGGCCCCACAUUGUAACGUUGUACUUGUAACAACGACAACCGCCUCACAAUACGCUAUGUUGUAGCGUUAAUAAACGAAACAAUUUAAUUUAGUAGUUUAGCCUUCCCAAACCUGAGCCUCACGCGCCACCUAUGCUUGGUGCUGAAGAAAGCAAAACGGCGAUCAGGAACAUCCUCCACCCAGACCUCUGCUUACUGCCGUCCUACAGACUUGUGUCUUACUUUCAGAAUUUGAUUUUGUAUGUGUCCUAACGAUUAUAGCUUGAGUCUGUCUGAUUCCCCAAACAGCUGCUUCUAUAUACUUGUUGCACAUAUAAUACAAAUAAAC